AUUCAGGAAGAACCCUACUCAUUUCAAAAAUAGGUGGGGAUUUUUGUCAGAAUUACAUUAUUUUGAAAGGAAAUUAUUAUAAACUUGAGUACUUAUCGAGUGUGGAUAGCGAGCUCCUGUGUCGAGCAAAUAGAUACAUCUCCCAUCACCUGCCAAUUAAUCACCAUUCCAGCCCAGCCCACUUGUGUGGUUGGACCAGGUCUGGCCCGUUGGCAUGGCGAUGAUGGAGGAAGGGGCGCGGAGCUGCCUGCUUCAGUCACGCUCCAGCCUGGAGCAGGACAUCAGGGCUUCCUACCUGAUGGAUCACAUGAUCAGUGACGGUGUGCUGACGGGGGACGAGGAGGACAGGAUCAGGAGCAAGCCCACCAGGAGAGAGCAGGCGGCGGCCCUGCUGGAGCUGCUCCUGAGGAAGGAUAACCAGGCCUACAUCUCCUUCUACAACGCCCUGGUCCGCGAGAGCUACGGAGACCUGGCCAGCCUGCUCCACAACAGCCUGCCCCUAGUCUCCCCUGAGGCUGAGAAGAGCUUCUCAGACGGUGGCACCCGCUAUGUCCAGGCGGUGCUGAGUGAGGGCGGCGUGCCCCAGAGACCCGUGGUGUUUGUGAGCCGGCCAGCCCUGAUGAACCGGGUCAGGGAGAAGCUCUACCGCUUGCAGAAGGAGCCCGGCUGGGUCACUGUGUUCGGCAUGGCCGGCUCCGGCAAGUCUGUCUUGGCUGCGGAGGCAGUCCGUGACCACGCACUCAUCACAGAGUGUUUUCCAGGAGGAGUCCACUGGCUGUCCAUAGGCCAGCUGGACCGGUCUGACCUGCUGGUUAGGAUCCAGUCACUGUGUUUCCGCCUGGAGCAGCAGAGCCAGGAGAAAGACCCCUCGUCCUCCCUCCACCGGCCUCCUGGCUCUCUGGAGGAGGCCAAGGAGCGACUACGCUUCCUCAUGCUCCGUCGUUACCCCAGGUCGUUGCUGAUACUGGAUGACAUCUGGGACAGCUCGGUGCUCAAGGCCUUUGACAUACAGUGUCGAGUACUGCUCACCACCCGAGACAGAAGCCUAGCCGAAUGUGUCAGCGGUCCUAAGUCUGAGGUGGCAGUGGAGAGUGGUCUGGAGGAGGGUCAGGCCUUGGAGAUCCUCGCCCUGUAUGUCAACAGGAAACCCCAGAGACUCCCAGAACAGGCCCGCAGCAUUGUCAGAGAGUGCAAAGGCUCUCCCUUGGUGGUGUCCCUAAUCGGGGCCCUGCUGCGGGAGUUCCCAGACCGCUGGGCCUACUACCUGCACACGCUCCAGCAGAAGAAGUUCAAGCGUAUCCGUAAGUCGUCUUCGUAUGACUACGAUGCCCUUGACCAGGCCAUGGCUGCCAGCAUCCAGGUCCUGUCCAAGGAACACAGGGAGCUGUACAUUGACCUCACCGUGCUGGAGAAGGACGUCAAAGUACCUGCCAAGGUUCUGUCAGUUCUGUGGGAUCUAGAACCGGAGGAGGUGGAGGACGUUCUCCAGGACUUUGUGAACAAGUCCCUACUGUUCCGUGACUGUCACCACCGGCCCUACCUCUACUACCUCCACGACCUCCAGCUGGACUUCCUGGCUGAGAUGAACCGCUCUGGCCUAGAGAGCCUCCACACCAAGGUGGUGCGUCAGUACCAGCAGCGCUACAGCCAGGGUCCCCCCACCUCAGGAGAUGAAGAGUGCCUCUACUGGUUCAGAUUCCUCACCUACCACAUGGCCAAGGCCAACCUCACACAGGAGUUGUACUCUCUGAUGUUUUCUCUGGACUGGGUCAGAACUAAAGCUCAGAUUAUGGGACCGGCUCAUCUCAUCAAUGACUAUUUGGAGUACAGCACCAUACUGGACAAAGAGAACAGCGAGGUGCGGGGCCACUUCCAGGAGUUCCUGUCUCUGAACGGCCACCAGUUGGAGCAGCGUCCGUUCCCUGACGUAGUGCAGCUGGCCCUGUCCCAGCCAGACUCCUCUGAGGUGUACCGCCAGGCCCUGCUGCAGGCGCAGGAGAGGGCCACCAGAGGGGGACUCUACCUUGACUGGGUGAACAAAAGUAGUCUGAAGAGCCUGUCUCGUCUGGUGGUCCAGCCCCACCAGGGAUCCAUCUACUCUGCCUGCUUCUCCCACGACGGCACCAAGAUCGCCUCCUGUGGCUCCAGCAAGACACUGCGAGUGUUUAAGAGCACGUCUGGGGAGAAGCUGCUGGAGAUCCAGGCCCACGACGAUGAGGUGCUCUGCUGCGCCUUCUCCCCGGAUGACCGUCUCCUAGCAACCUGCUCCAGUGAUAGGAAGGUCAAGGUUUGGAAUGUGGAGCGUGGGACUCUGAUGAGGAUGUUUGAGGACGAACACGAGGAGCAGGUCAACCACUGUCAGUUCACCAACACACGCCGACGCCUCCUACUGGCUACCUGUUCCAACGACAAGUUCAUGAACACCAAGCUGUGGAACAUCAAUAAACCCUCCUCCCAGAACACCAUGUUUGGUCAUUUGGAGCCUGUCAAUCACUGCUGUUUCUCCCCUGAUGACGCCUACCUCUCCACCUCUUCCAGUGACGGAACCCUGAAGCUGUGGGAGGUGUCCUCGGCCAAUGAGUGGAAGUCCAUAGACGUGGCGGACAUGUUCUCGGAGCAGAGAGAGCAGACGGAGGUCAUGGUGAAGUGCAGCACCUGGUCAGCAGGCGGCAGGACCAUCAUCUGUGCUGCCAGGAACGCAGUCUUUGUGUUUGAUGUAGAGACGGCGGCCAUGUUGUUAGAGAUCCGGACCAGUCGUCUGAGCACGGUGCAGUACUGUCACGCCUGCCCCAGCAGCAACCUGGUGGCCAUCGCACUGUCACACUAUGCUGUGGAGCUGUGGGACAUAGAGACCAGUAAGAAGAUGGCUGACUGUAGUGGUCAUCUGAGCUGGGUCCACGGAGUCCAGUUCUCCCCUGACGGAUCUCUACUGCUCUCCUGUUCUGAUGACCAGACCGUCAGGGUGUGGGAGACUAAUAAAGUCCACACCUCCUCGGCUGUCUGUCUGAAGAGGGACUCUGACGUGCUCUUUAACAACGGUGACAUUACUGUGGUCGCUGCCGACAACCGCAACAGACUGCAGGUGAGGAAUGGGAGGACCGGAGCGGUGAUGUUCCAGUCAGAGAACCAGGAGUCUCGUAUCUGCUGCACUGCUAUCUGCUCACAGACCUCAGCCGUGGGGCUGGGACGAGAGGAUGGGACGAUACAGGUGUUGGAGAUGCCGUCGGGGACCUCUCUAGCCACUCUUCAGGGUCACACCAGGGCAGUUCUCCACUGCCAGUUCACCCCGGAGGGACACACACUCAUCACCUCCUCUGAGGACACCACCAUACGGGUGUGGAGGUGGAGGACAGGUGAGUGUGUGGUUCUGGAGGGCCACAAGGAGCAGGUCAGAUGCUUCUCUCUGCUCACCACCACACCCUCCUCAGAGACACAUCUCCUCAGCUGGUCCUUUGACGGCACCAUCAAGGUGUGGGACAUGUCUAGUGGUGAACGGCUGCAGGAUCUAGUGUGUCACCAGGGGGCGGUGCUAGCCUGUGACGUGUCGCCUGACGGACAGCUCUUCGCCACCACCUCCGCUGACAAGACUGCCAAGGUGUGGAGCAGUGCAUCGUGGGAGUGCGUGCGCCUGUUGAACGGCCACCAGGACUGUGUCCGCAGCUGCCGCUUCUCUUGGGACGGCCGGCGCCUAGCAACCGGCGACGACAACGGAGAGAUACGGCUGUGGAACGUGAAGGAUGGUACUCUGCUUAAGAUCUGUUCCCGUGACAACAAGGACGCCAUGGACUCUCUGCACGGAGGCUGGGUGACCGACCUGCACUUCUCCCCAGACAACACUGUGUUGCUGUCUACAGGAGGAUACAUUAAGUGGUGGAACGUGGAGAAAGGAGAGGCCCUCCAGACCUUCUACCCGACAGGAGCCAAUCUGAAAAGGAUCCACGUGUCACCUGACUUCUCCACCUUCGUCACCAUCGACAAUAUCGGAAUCCUCUACAUCCUUAAGAAGGUGGAAUGAGAGGGAGGCAUAGCUCAUUAGUCUAAAGUGGUUUCCUUAUAGCUCAUUAGUCUAAAGGGGGCGUAGCUCAAUAAUGGAAAUAGUUCUCGUCUCCUCUCCUUGCAUUGAUCUGAAAGAGCCAGACAGGUGAGAGCCAAUGUCUGUUAGUCAUCUGCCAUGUUGCUUUAGCCUGCGUUCUCAGAUCAGAGUAGGUGAAGAACAGGAGAUCUGCUAAAGGACAAUCAUUUCUCCUGCUCUGCCUUCUGCAUGCCACAACAGUCAAACAAUCACAACAAAAUACAUCAUUUCUCCUGCUCUGCCUUCUGCAUGCCACAACAGUCAAACAAUCACAUUAAAUACAUCAUUUCUCCUGCUCUGCCUUCUGCAUGCCACAACAGUCAAACAAUCACAUUAAAUACAUCAUUUCUCCUGCUCUGCCUUCUGCAUGCCAUAACAGUCAAACAAUCACAUUAAAUACAUCAUUUCUCCUGCUCUGCCUUCUGCAUGCCACAACAGUCAAACAAUCACAUUAAAUACAUCAUUUCUCCUGCUCUGCCUUCUGCAUGCCACAACAGUCAAACAAUCACAUUAAAUACAUCAUUUCUCCUGCUCUGCCUUCUGCAUGCCAUAACAGUCAAAACAAUCACCGCAAAAUUGAUAUCCUGCCAAAAUGAACUAUUCUGCUUUUCUUAUUGUAUCAGGGGACCAUAGACAAAAAGCAUUUGAUUCUUACUGCACUGGGGUAAAUUGCAUGCAAUAUGGAGAGAUUUUUCUAUGCUCUUUUUAACUAGGAAAAUCUAUGCUAUAAUGAAAUGCACCAGCAUUAUCUGUUGUGAUUCUACAGGGAUGUUGUCAAACACAGUGAAUUGGUUUUGUAUUUCUAAGUGCCCAAUUAGUCUUUUGCUUUGUUAAUGUCGUGGCACUCUGCAAAUGGUCAUGAUUGUGUUCCGUCGUCUUAAACAAAGUACAUGUAUUUUUCCCUGUGAAGUUUGGGUGGCAGGGAGCCUAGCGAUUAAGAGCGUUGUGCCAGUAACCUAAAGGCUGCUGUGUCAAUCUGAGCCGACUGGAUGAAAAAUCUCUCUAUGCCCUUCAGCAACACACUUAACCCUAAUUUGCUCUUGUAAGUCGCUCUGGAUAAGAGUGUCUGUUGACUAAAAUCUAAAGGUCUAAACCUGUGUAUUUGGACUAACUAAAGCCUUAAAGAUGGAUUCCGCAGUAUGGGGAAGCCUACCCACCACUUAAAAAAAAAAAUCAAACCUUGACCUAAGGCAUUUGUCAGAAUAGCAUCUGUCGACUAUGUUUACUAUCAAGUUCAAUACUGUUUAGGACAUUUUAUACACUAAUUAUAUCAAUAGAGCCUGUUUUUUGUUUGUUUGUACAAGUCCUUUUUUAUUGUAUAUAUCUUGCUUUCAUACAUUUAGUUUUCUUAUUACUACUGAUCCUCGCUCUAGUGAGCUUUGUAGGAAGGCACUAUGAUUUAUCUCUUGUGGUCUGUAUCAAGAACAUGGCCUUGUUCCAAUACUUUGACAAUGCGUCCUUCCUUCCUUGCUUCCUUCCUUCCAUCGUUGCUUGUCGUCAUCUCUGAUCUGACGCUAUUGAAUAGCUGACCGAUUGCUUCCACUUCAUGGUUGACAAUCCAGAGUCAUUUCAAAUCUGUGAAUUUUUGAAAGGAAAGGAUGCGUUUUCAAAGUAUUCAAUCUGGGCCUUGUUUUUGAUGUCAGAACAUGUGCUCUUACCUAUUGGUGCUUUAAACUCAGUGCAAGUAAAACAUCAGAGGAGGUCUCUCCCUGUCAAUCAAAUCUGUGAAGUCACAAGGUGAUCUCAGGACAUGAAUACUGUUAUGGUAAAGUGCUUGUGUGUGGUCUGUAAUGUAAAAUGUUUAAUUCUCUAAGGUAUUAUAAGACAGCAGGUGGCUUACAUACUCCUCUAAAUGUGUCAUUAAAUCAUUUGAUGUUCACUGUCCAGAGCAUAGGGUCGUAUUUGAUCUGCACUGAACAAAAAAAACACAUGUCAAGUGUUGGUUUCAUGAGCUGAAAUAAAACAUUCCUGAAAUUUUC
Messenger RNA from Oncorhynchus mykiss (rainbow trout), 6051 nucleotides. RefSeq names its product apoptotic protease-activating factor 1. NCBI's taxonomy places the organism in Eukaryota, Metazoa, Chordata, Actinopteri, Salmoniformes, Salmonidae. Gene Ontology annotation, cellular component: apoptosome. Gene Ontology annotation, molecular function: protein binding; ADP binding. Gene Ontology annotation, biological process: intein-mediated protein splicing; regulation of apoptotic process; apoptotic signaling pathway. The record is from RefSeq and is a predicted model, not a curated record.